GUUAAAUAAUUUAAACCGUUAAAAGCUUUCUUCAAGCUGGCAGCAGAGUUCUGAGGAUUUCUGUUUCUAGCAGCGCAGCUGGAACAUUUAUCCAAAGGUUUGAGACACUACAGACCAUCUAAUCCAUCCUGAAUGCUUCCCAUCUGAAGUGGACGUUUGGUGCACCAGAAAUAAUCACAGAAAGAUCAGUUUUAGUUGCUAAACUGCGGGGAAACGGUGGGGAAAGGCGAGCCGCCGCCAUCUUGAUCAGGAGACGACCGGUUAGCAUACAGGCGGACAGACGUUGGUGCUGAAAACACAUAUCUGAAGAAACAAAAAUGGACCUGGACCUCCUGUGUGCCAAGAAAAACUGCGGCAAAAACAGAAGAGCUGCUCUGCAGGGCCUAAAAAGGAAGAAGUGGUACGAGAAACAUCUGACGUAUGUUGACCAUGCUAUUGAGACCACAAGAUUCGCUUGCAAAAACAAGGAAAUGAUCAAAGUGAAUGACCUGAUUAAGGGAAUCACACUGGAAGCUGAUGGGACUGAGGACAUGUCAGGAAAACCCUACAUGUCUGUGAACCAGGAGGGGGAAUUUAAAGAGGAUGAGCGGCUGGCUGAGCUGGAGGGACUGAAGAAGAGUCUGAAUGAGAGCCUCCUGGAGGCCAGCAGAGUAGAGGACAGAGUCCAUCCUUCCCUAGCGUUGUCCUCUGCUUCACCCUCUAGUCCUGGCAUUAUGGAGGAAGAUGAGGUUGAAAAUGACUUGGAGUACCUUCGACGUUGGGCGAAUGAAUCGUUGUAAGCCAAACAUCAGACCCACCUCACCAAAACAAAGAGGAUGGAAUAAACAAACAGCUGUUACAUG
This is a messenger RNA of Girardinichthys multiradiatus, 842 nucleotides long. RefSeq names its product charged multivesicular body protein 4c-like. The transcript has 5 exons. The record is from RefSeq and is a predicted model, not a curated record. Bases 318 to 779 code for a protein of 153 amino acids. Lineage: Eukaryota; Metazoa; Chordata; Actinopteri; Cyprinodontiformes; Goodeidae.